GAGACCGCCUCGCUCAAACGGUCAAUCAUCCAUCAUUCCUACUACGGAAAAAGGAAAAAGACUUAUUUAUUUCAUCUCACUCAUCCACGAUCUGCCCCAGAAACUCGUUCGUUGUACAUCCUCAAGGGUUUGAACUCAUUGCCGAUUACAGAGCAUAUCAAUUUCCUCGUCAUGGGUAAUGAUGGUGGAAGUAUCCCUACUCGUCGCGAACUUGUAAAAGAAGCCGCGCGCAAUCCAAAUACUUCAGAAUUAAAAGCUACCCUUCACGAAUCACAAACACACGCCUGGACAUAUUGUCCCCUCUCCAAUAAACCUCUCACUGCACCCAUCGUAUCCGAUUGCGCCGGGACACUCUACAACAAAGAUGCCAUUCUCGAACAGCUACUUCCUAAAGACGAUGAUGUCCCCGCUUCAGUCAUAAAAGAGAAGGAAGAGGUUCUGCAAGGACGAGUUAAAGGACUUCGCGACAUUGUCGAAGUUAAAUUCUCGACAGUCAAGGAAGAUAAGCAAGAAAAAAAGAUAUGUCCUAUCACCACUAAGGAGUUGGGAGCUAGUACCAGAGCUGUCUAUUUAGUGCCAUGCGGACAUGCGUUCUCAGAAGUUGCGAUCAAAGAGUUAAAAGGUGACACAUGUGUGGAGUGCAAUGAAGGCUAUACUGCGGACAAUGUUAUAUCUAUAAUUCCCGUAUCGAAAGAAGAUAUCUCGAGAUUAGCAUUGCGAGCGACCAAGCUGAAGGAUGGAGGAUUAACUCAUUCACUGAAGAAAGCUCCAGGGGGGAAGAAAAAAAGAAAGCACGCAACGGAAUCAGAGUCUGCGGAACCCUUGGAAAGCGGGAAAGGAAACUCUCCUGACAGUAGCCAACCUCGAUCAAAAGAAAAUGGAGUUACCGACAGAACCCAGGCUCGAAUACAAGAGAAUGGAAAUGGGGCAGCGACACCAAAGUCAAAUAAUGGACCUUCUACAGUACCUUCAGGUAUCAAAAAUGCAUCAGCGGCAAACCUAACAGCCAAGGUUUUAGAAGAGCAAGAGGAACGGAACAAAAGACGAAAGUUGGGGAUGAAUGACAAUCUUAAGAGUUUGUUUUCGAACACCGGAUACAAUGCACAAAAACAAAAGGGUGGGGACUUCAUGACAAGAGGGUUCUCGAUGAACAGAAAAUCAUAGGGAAAUAGAGUACAGGAAAGAUGGGAAAGCGUGGCGUUAGGUGUUAUUGGUUAGGGGGCUUGGUUUCUAUGGGACAUCGUUCCCGAUUUGUACAUCAAAUACCAAUCGACAAUUGCAUGAUAUCGUUUCUUCCAGAGCAGUAUCAUAGCCACGCAAACUUUUGAAGGUGUGAAUGAAUCAGUCGACACAAGCUUCUUCCUCUUCCCCGUAUCUAUCAGAAUCACGAGAGCCUGUCUGUUGGUACAGAAUCAUUCUCCAUAUACUAAUAUACUUGCCAUAUUUUGUAUCCUCACAUGCCACAAAGCUUCAAUUUCACUCUCAAUUCUACAUGCUUCCAUACA
Botrytis cinerea B05.10 is the source of this 1505-nucleotide messenger RNA. RefSeq lists its product as hypothetical. NCBI's taxonomy places the organism in Eukaryota, Fungi, Ascomycota, Leotiomycetes, Helotiales, Sclerotiniaceae. Gene Ontology annotation, biological process: site-specific DNA replication termination at RTS1 barrier; mitotic DNA replication termination. The record is from RefSeq and is a predicted model, not a curated record. The transcript has a single exon. The coding region runs from base 172 to 1164 and encodes 330 amino acids. Gene Ontology annotation, cellular component: nucleus.